GACGCUGAUGCUUGGCAUACAUCUUGCUAACUAACAUCACAUCUAUUUAGGCAUGAGAUAUCAGCGAUACGAAGCAAGGAACCUACUGCUUUCGAUCAUGUCUUACUGCAAACAGCAGCAUGAAGGAGUCAUCUAAUAUUCAGAGCAUCAACAGAAAAUGCAAUAUUACAUUUCUUAAAGGAAACUACCCAGAUUAUUUGCUUAAUCCCUGGGCAUGAGCAAUUCAUCUGAAAUAAUUAGGGCAGCAGUAUUUUUUAUGCCUUACUGUAUACAGGGGAGGAUCUGAUUCUUUCUGCUGGGAUUUUUUUUCUUAUAAAGAGACAGCCUCACAUAAAACAUAGUGGGAAGGAGAUGCUGUCUUUGCGUUGGAGCAGGCUCACCGAUUAAAUCCCCUCUCUCUAAACAGCAUGUUGCAACAACAGAAUCUGUUAUUUUCACCACCUGUGAAGCAGCUGAAAUAAUGUAAAUGCCAGUUGGAGGUUACAAUGGCUCAGUGAAAUAUCUGAACGGGAAGGGGAAUCAAGAGACUGGAGCUCUUGGGAAAAAAAACAUCACUGAAAGCAAUUUACUAUGUGUGGGCAUCUGCUUUAGAUCUGUUUGUAGAACCCGACAACCAUAUUUAUUAAGUAGAUGAUCUUAUUUAGCAACAGCUUCUUUCUUGCUACAGGGAAGAAGGAAAAAUCUCUCAGCCUUGCCACUAUUUCUAUUUCCCCAGGAAGAAGCUUUUGGAUUCAGCACUGAAUGCAGGGACAGCGGCUGAGCUCCAGUUGUGCCUUUGAUGUGUGGAUUGUUCGUAAAUGAGUUUUCAGUUCUCUCUGACGAUCAUGCUUUAUUUCCAGAUGGUGAUAAUGGCAGGGACUGUAAUGCUGGCUUAUUACUUCGAGUAUACGGACACGUUCACUGUGAAUGUCCAGGGUUUUUUCUGCUACGAUAGUUCAUACACCAAGCCCUAUCCAGGACCGGAUGAGAGCAGUGACAUUCCGCCUGUCCUCCUCCUCUCCCUGGUCACAGGGGUCCCAGUACUUGUGAUAAUCGUUGGAGAAACCGUAGUGUUUUGCCUACAGGUAGCAACAAGAGAUUUUGAAAAUCAGGAAAAGACUCUCUUAACCGGAGACUGUUGCUAUAUAAAUCCACUGGUGCGAAGAACUGUCAGAUUUCUUGGAAUUUAUACUUUUGGAUUGUUUGCUACAGAUAUAUUUGUAAAUGCUGGACAAGUUGUUACAGGGAAUCUGGCCCCACAUUUCCUUACUGUUUGUAAGCCCAACUAUACAGCACUUGGUUGUCAACAGUUUACACAGUUUAUUACUGAUGCCAAUGCUUGCACUGGAAACCCAGAUCUUGUUAUCAAAGCCAGAAGAACGUUUCCAUCCAAAGAUGCAGCUCUUAGUGUUUAUGCAGCUUUGUACCUGGCAAUGUAUAUUACCAGCACAAUCAAAGCCAAAGGAACACGACUCGCCAAACCUGUCCUUUGCUUGGGUUUAAUGUGUUUGGCUUUUCUUACUGGAAUAAACAGGGUGGCGGAAUAUCGCAAUCAUUGGUCUGAUGUCAUAGCAGGGUUUCUAAUUGGAAUAUCAAUAGCUAUUUUUCUGGUAGCAUGCGUGGUAAAUAAUUUUAAGGGACGACAAGCAGAACACGAACACUGGACGACUGACAAUUUAGCCCAGAUGCCGAUGAUCAGCAUCCCUAGGGUUGAGAAUCCUUUGGAAAAGAACCACCUCACUGCAUUUGCAGAAGUCACAUGAUGCUGAAUCGGACGCCUACUCUCUGCACUGGACCUCCACCCUCUUCACAGUCCACUCAUCUCAAAGGAGACCUAUUUGAAAAGAGCAGGAAGUACAAGCUACUGUUCCUGGUCUAUUUAAUAAUUUUUACAGUAUGAAAAUAUUGUUCACAUCUGAAGGUUGUUUUGUAAUUAUACCUUGUUUUCCUUACUUUUUCAGAGAACCAUUGAAGAUGUGUAAGAAAAUGUGCACUAGUCAGUAUUUACAAUGCCCCACAAUUCUUGGCUCUAACAGCUUUUUUCAAUAUCCCAUGUACAGUACCCUAGAGUAGACCACCUAUUUUAGCUGAGGUUUAUUCAAGCUAAUUUAGCAUGACAUGAUUCCCAUAAGAAAAAUCCAAUAUGUACAAUAAAAAAGAAAUGUAUUUAUGUUCUGUGCUUAAUACAGUUUGCACAUGGUAUUUUGCUAAAUAUUUCAAUAUAUGAUUUAUACUUUAUGUUAUAUCAAGACUGGUGCUUAUGUUUUGAAGGGAAAAUGCAAAUUUUUACUCUACAAAUUAAUGUAUCACAAUUAAAAAUUUAUUUAUUUGGAA
Molecule: messenger RNA, 2313 nt
Organism: Xenopus tropicalis (tropical clawed frog)
Lineage: Eukaryota; Metazoa; Chordata; Amphibia; Anura; Pipidae
Gene: plppr5
Product: phospholipid phosphatase related 5
Exons: 6
Coding region: 798-1742 (314 amino acids)
Biological process (GO): phospholipid metabolic process
Cellular component (GO): plasma membrane
Source: RefSeq, a predicted model, not a curated record